Messenger RNA from Platichthys flesus (European flounder), 1545 nucleotides. RefSeq names its product lysophosphatidic acid receptor 6-like. Gene Ontology annotation, cellular component: membrane. Gene Ontology annotation, molecular function: G protein-coupled receptor activity. Gene Ontology annotation, biological process: G protein-coupled receptor signaling pathway; behavioral response to pain. Lineage: Eukaryota; Metazoa; Chordata; Actinopteri; Pleuronectiformes; Pleuronectidae. Bases 334 to 1326 code for a protein of 330 amino acids. The record is from RefSeq and is a predicted model, not a curated record. The transcript has a single exon.
UGUUCUUCGUUCUUUUUUCCACGCUCUUUAUGACAAGAAACCAAAUGUUUGCUUGUUUUAUGGGAGCAGCACAUAGCAGUUAAAACUUUAUUGACAGAAUUCGUUCCAACCUUCCUCCUACACAUCAAACAUUAAUUCAGCUUCGUCGGAUAUAGUGGGGCAUUCCCCUCUCUGAAUUUACAUCCCAUAAAACGGGAGACAUUUUGAGUCUAUUAGGCUUUUACUGCUCCGGCAGACGCUACUGAACAUGGUCCUAACUUGAUUUUAUAUUUACUUCAGAUAUGAGAGCGACACAAUGAUUGAAGGUUCUGGGGCAGAAAAUCAUUUUGGGACAUGGAGCAGUGGAAUAUGAGUGAUGCUCCAGUCACGUCAUUCUCACUAUUGUCUAACUGCACCAUGGACACCAGCUACCGCUUCACUUUCUACCAAGUGUCCUACAGUGUCAUCUUCGUGCUGGGGUUGGCCACCAACAGCAUGGCUCUGCGCAGACUGUGUCUAUCACCCUUCACCGUCAACAGCACAGCCAUCUACAUGGUCAGCCUGUCAACUGCCGACUUGUUUUUUGUCUUCUCCCUUCCUCUGAGAAUCUACCACUAUUACCAAAAGUCUCAAGCCUCAUCCUCCAUCACGAGAGAGCUGUCCAGCUGGACUCCCGGGGUAGCAUUCUGCCACCUUACUUUCACCCUCAAAUACAUCAGCCUGUAUGGGGGCAUCUUCUUCCUGGUGUGCAUUGCCGUGGACCGUUACUUUGCUGUGGUGCACCCUCUUGCAUCGACAGCCCGCCGGCUGCGUGUUGCACAGCUGGUGAGUGGGGGGAUCUGGUGCCUGGUGCUGGGGCUGAGUGUGGGUCUGUCUCUGCUGCGAUCAGCAGCUGCUCACCAACACCAGCCCUGUCUGCUGGACCCGACCUCCCAGCGCCACCGCACAAUCAUACUGGUGGUCCUCUGCAUAGUGCUGGGCUUAUUUCUGUUUCCUACUAUGCUGCUUCUCUACAGUUACUGCAAAGUGCUGAGCGUGCUGAGCCAGUCCAGACACCGCUCCCGUAGUCAGCGCUACAGCCGCAAGCACACUCUCACAAUAAUUUACUGGGUGCUGGCCAUCUUUCUGUUGUGCUUCCUCCCCUAUCACAUCAACCUGCUGGGAUACACACUCACUCAUUUGGGGCUGCUGUCCCAUUGUGGCCUGGCGAAGGUGACUAAGGCUGUGCACCCCGUGAUGCUGUCACUAGCCAGCUCCAACUGCUGCCUCAACCCACUCAUCUACUAUUUCUCCAGCAGCCUGGCGCACAGGGAGGCGCAUGGUAGUGGAGGCAGUGGCAGUCGGUGACACCGAUCGUUUCAUAUAAGCACGGAAAAUGACACAAUCGUAAAAAAGCACUAGGGCUGUUUUAUUGAAAUUAUUUAAACAAGUUACCAGGAGUAUUCAGUUCCCCAUACUGUGUGCAAUACUUUGUGGUAGAUCACCACAUAAAAUAGGUAAUCAUCAUUUAGCAUGAAUUGCAAUAUAUUUAACAAGUUUUGUGUGUUUUCAUUUUGGUUCACUGCA